Messenger RNA from Rhodotorula graminis WP1, 444 nucleotides. RefSeq lists its product as uncharacterized. Bases 1 to 444 code for a protein of 147 amino acids. Gene Ontology annotation, cellular component: nucleosome. Gene Ontology annotation, molecular function: protein heterodimerization activity; DNA binding; structural constituent of chromatin. The record is from RefSeq and is a predicted model, not a curated record. The transcript has 4 exons. Lineage: Eukaryota; Fungi; Basidiomycota; Microbotryomycetes; Sporidiobolales; Sporidiobolaceae.
AUGCCUCGCACCAAGCAAAAGAAGCCUUCGCACAAGUCGGCCGUCAAGGGUCCCGCCGCGCAGGCCAAGUACCAGUCGCAGAAGGCCGCCAAGAAGCCGCCGACCCUCAACAAGGACGGCAAGCCUCGCAAGCCGCACCGCUUCCGCCCCGGCACGGUCGCCCUGCGCGAGAUCCGCCGCUACCAGAAGUCGACCGAGCUCCUCAUCCGCAAGGCGCCCUUCGUCCGCCUCGUGCGCGAGAUCUGCACCAACGAGCACGAGACGCUGCGCUGGCAGGCGGCGGCGCUCGGGGCGCUGCAGGAGGCUGCCGAGGACUACCUCGUCGCGCUCUUCGAGGACACCAACCUGUGCGCCAUCCACGCCAAGCGCGUCACGGUCCAGCCCAAGGACAUGCAGCUCGCGCGCCGCCUCCGCGGCGAGACUCGCCGCACCGGCGGCAUGUAA